Molecule: messenger RNA, 2711 nt
Organism: Nannospalax galili (Upper Galilee mountains blind mole rat)
Lineage: Eukaryota; Metazoa; Chordata; Mammalia; Rodentia; Spalacidae
Gene: Mad1l1
Product: mitotic arrest deficient 1 like 1
Exons: 17
Coding region: 10-2163 (717 amino acids)
Biological process (GO): attachment of mitotic spindle microtubules to kinetochore; mitotic spindle assembly checkpoint signaling
Cellular component (GO): kinetochore; mitotic spindle; nuclear envelope
Source: RefSeq, a predicted model, not a curated record
AGCGUCACCAUGGAGGACCUGGGAGAGAAUACCACUGUCCUGUCCACGCUGAGGUCUCUGAACAACUUCAUUUCUCAGCGAGUGGAAGGAGGAUCUGGCCUGGAUCUGUCCACUUCUGCCCCAGCAUCUCUGCAGAUGCAGUACCAGCAGAGCAUGCAGCUGGAGGAAAGAGCAGAACAGAUCCGUUCCAAGUCCUACCUCAUCCAGGUGGAGCGGGAGAAGAUGCAGAUGGAGCUGAGUCACAAGAGGGCUCGCGUGGAGCUGGAGAGAGCUGCCAACACCAGCGCCAGGAACUACGAGCGUGAGGUGGACCGCAACCAGGAGCUCCUGGCACGCAUUCGGCAGCUCCAGGAGCGUGAGGUUGAGGCAGAGGAGAAGAUGCGGGAGCAGCUGGAGCGCCACAGGCUGUGUAAGCAAAGCCUGGAUGCCACCAGCCAGCAGCUGCGGGAGCAGGAGGACGGCCUAGCCGCUGCCAGUGAGACGAUUAACACACUCAAGGGGCGUGUCUCUGAGCUGCAGUGGAGCAUGAUGGACCAAGAGGUGCAGGUGAAACGUCUAGAGUCUGAGAAGCAGGAGCUGAAGGAACAACUGGACCUGCAGCAGCGGAAAUGGCAGGAGGCAAAUCAGAAGAUCCAGGAGCUGCAGGCCAGCCAAGAAGAGAGAGCAGAACAGGAGCAGAAAAUUAAGGACUUGGAGCAGAAGCUGUGCCUGCAAGAGCAGGAUGCGGCCGUGGUGAAGAGCAUGAAGUCGCAGCUGCUGCAGCUGCCUAGGAUGGAGCGGGAGCUGAAGCGACUUCGUGAGGAGAACACUCAUCUGCGGGAGAUGAGGGAAACCAACAGGCUGCUGACGGAGGAGCUGGAAGGCCUGCAGAGGAAACUGGGCCGCCAGGAGAAGAUGCAGGAAGCUCUGGUUGACCUGGAGUUGGAGAAGGAGAAGCUGCUGACGAAGCUACAGAGCUGGGAGAGACUGGACCAGACCAUGGGUUUGAACCUCAGGACUCCAGAAGACCUUUCCAGGUUUGUGGUUGAGCUGCAGCAGCGAGAGCUCACCCUGAAGGAGAAGAACAGUGCCAUCACCAGCAGUGCCCGGGGACUGGAGAAGGUCCAGCAGCAGCUCCAGGAUGAAGUCCGGCAGGUCAGUGCACAGCUGCUGGAGGAGAGGAAGAAGCGGGAGAUGCACGAGGCCCAGGCCCGAAGACUCCAAAAGCGCAACCAGCUGCUGACCAAGGAGCGGGACGGCAUGCGUGCCAUCCUGGGAUCCUAUGACAGUGAGCUGACCCAGGCCGAGUACUCACCCCAGCUGACGCGUCGCAUGCGAGAGGCUGAGGACAUGGUGCAGAAGGUGCAUGCCCACAGCACAGAGAUGGAGGCUCAGCUGUCUCAGGCCCUGGAAGAGCUCGGAGGUCAGAAGCAGAGAGCUGACACUCUGGAGAUGGAGCUGAAGAUGCUGAAGUCACAGCCGAGCUCAGCUGAGGCCAGCUUCCGGUUCUGUAGAGAGGAGGUGGAUGCACUCAGGUUGAAGGUGGAGGAACUGGAGAGUGAGCGGAACCACCUGGAACAGGAAAAGCAGGCUCUGAAGAUUCAGAUAGAGAGGUGUACCCUCCAGGGUGACUAUGACCAAAGUCGAACCAAAGUGCUACAUCUGAGCCUGAACCCAGCUAGCGCAGCCAGGCAACGCCUGCGUGAGGACCGUGACCGGCUGCAGGAGGAGUGUGAGCGAUUACGGGGGCUCGUGCACACCCUGGAGAGAGGGGGCUCCAUCCCUGCUGACCUGGAGGGUGCUGCCAGCCUGCCCUCAUUCAAGGAGGUAGCAGAGCUGCGGAAGCAGGUGGAAAGCGCGGAGCUGAAGAACCAGCGGCUCAAGGAAGUUUUCCAGACCAAAAUCCAGGAGUUUCGAAAGGUCUGUUAUACACUGACUGGUUACCAGAUCGAUGUGACCACUGAGAGCCAAUACCGGCUCACUUCCCAGUAUGCUGAGCACCAGACCGACUGCCUCAUCUUCAAGGCCACGGGACCCUCGGGCUCUAAGAUGCAGCUGCUGGAGACAGAGUUCUCGCGCUCCGUGCCUGAGCUCAUUGAACUGCACCUGCUGCGGCAGGACAGCAUCCCCGCCUUCCUCAGCGCACUCACCAUCGAGCUCUUCAGCCGACAGACCUCGGCCUAACCUGUUCACACCUACUGUGUCGUUACUCCGCAGCCACAGGAUCUCAGCAUAGCCUGCACCCAGCAUCCCUUCUCUGUAGCUGCUGGAGCUCAGGCUGGCCUGUGCCAUCCCUGCUCUGCAGCACCACGUCGCUCUUUCGCCCAUCCAUGGCAGACCCACUCUAUAGCCUGCACGCACUGUAUCUCAGAUCUACGGCCCCAGACUCAGACUAGCCCUUCAUCCCCACAGAGUCACUCCACGUUGUCCCUGGUCCCCUCUGCCACUGUAACUGCAUCGUGUCACAUUAAGCCACAGCCUCUGCUCAGAUGGCCACCCUGUCUCAUGUCCCUGGCCAGUAGGACAGCUGCUAGGAACUACCAUGCCGAUCCUAUCCCCCCAUAUUCUUGUCUUCCCUGGAACACUGGGCCUCUCUUCCCCUUCCUUCUGUUCUGAGCCCCUUCCUGUCCUGAAGUGUCCCCACACCAGCUGUCCUGGUGCGAGAACUGGUGGCCAGGCUGUGGCCUGACUCCACAGUCCUGGCCUGAUGAAAUAAAACUUUUUCUCCAUUA